AUGGAAGGCUCUCUUGGUGCAUCCUCAAACUGUUCUGGUUCUUCAACUGUUAGGAGGAAGUGCUAUUUGUAUGGAGAAUGCAUUUCGGUUGAAGUUUGUGGAUGCGGUCAAGAAAUGGUUUUGAGAACAUCUUGGACAAAUGAAAACCCGGGUAGGAGGUAUUGGGAAUGUUCAAGACAUAAGGAUGGAUUCAUGAGGUGGUAUGAUCCACCAAUGUGCCCUAGAUCAAAGAGGAUUAUACCUGGGCUUUUGAGGAGAAUUAACAAAAUUGAAGAAGAAAAUGUAAAGUUAAAAUCGAAGCUGAGAAGUCUCGGGAAGAUACUGAAAUCAAAUAUAUUCGUAGGAGUGGAAAAUGCACAUCCAUGA
Molecule: messenger RNA, 366 nt
Organism: Ipomoea triloba (trilobed morning glory)
Lineage: Eukaryota; Viridiplantae; Streptophyta; Magnoliopsida; Solanales; Convolvulaceae
Exons: 2
Coding region: 1-366 (121 amino acids)
Molecular function (GO): zinc ion binding
Source: RefSeq, a predicted model, not a curated record